Messenger RNA from Uloborus diversus, 1385 nucleotides. It is a transcript of the gene Sms, whose product is annotated as spermine synthase-like. Gene Ontology annotation, biological process: spermine biosynthetic process. Gene Ontology annotation, molecular function: spermine synthase activity. The transcript has 11 exons. The record is from RefSeq and is a predicted model, not a curated record. The coding region runs from base 43 to 1131 and encodes 362 amino acids. Lineage: Eukaryota; Metazoa; Arthropoda; Arachnida; Araneae; Uloboridae.
AAAUUAAGUAAAAAUGUAUGUUUUUAGCAACAACCAAAAAUUAUGCUAGAAGCAAGAACAUCAAUGAUUGAUAUACAGGUUGAUUCUGCAAUUUUAUCUAAUCCAGAUAAACGAGCAAAAAUAAUUAAUGAUACAGAAGAUAUUCUGCAGCCAUUCUUUGUAAAAAAGAAGUUUGAAGGUGCUUUUGGUGAUUCAUACAUUGUUCUAUUUAGUAAUGAAAGUGGGAGUUUGACUAUCACUCUCAAGACUUAUCCUUUUGGGCUAAUUACUUUGACUCUUGAAGAUUGCCUGGAUGAAACAGCAUUUACAAAUCCUAUAUUAGAAGAUUUAAGGAAAAAAAUAACUUCUAAGUUGAAAGUUAAAGCAGAGAAAAUUCCAAUUGUAAAAAGAGGUUCUGCUGUUCCACUGUAUUUCACUACUGCUGAUGAACGUCUUCUAGAGUAUGAUUUUGACAAAGUGAUUUUCCAUGAAGAUUCUCCAUACCAGAAUGUUAAAAUAUUGCAUUCUCCAACCCUUGGGAAUUGUCUCAUUUUAGAUGAUCUGCAAAACCUUGCGGAAAGUGAUUUGAACUAUACGCGUGGAUUAAUGAAACAUGGCAUUAUUCCAUAUUCCGGAAAAGAAGUACUUAUUCUUGGUGGUGGCGAUGGUGGUUUGUUACACGAGCUUCUUAAAGAAAACCCAAAAUUUGUUACCAUGGUUGAUAUAGACCAAAUGGUUAUUGAUGCUUGUCGACUGCACCUCAGAGGCUGUUGUGGAGAUUCGUUGGAUAAAUUAGAAGGAUCAAAUUAUAAGAUUAUAAUUGAUGAUUGUCUGAAAAAGCUGGAUGAAUAUAAGGAUGAAGGCAGAUCGUUUGAUAUUAUUAUAAAUGACUUGACUGAUAUUCCAAUUGCAACCUCUCCACAAGGUGAAUUAUGGGAUUUUGUGAAGAAAAUUGUGAACAUGUCUCUUGCAGUUCUGAGACGUGACGGCAGCUACUUAAAUCAUGCUCUUGGGGAGAGUUGCUUUGAACCACUGAAAACAUAUGAAAAUGUACUUUUAAGUUUGCCUGUCAAAGUUCAAUUUGAAAAACAUGCUGCAUAUGUUCCAUCAUUUAUGGAAAACUGGGUGUUUUAUGAAGUGAAGAAAGUCUGACAGUAUAUCAGACUUAGAAGCUCAGUUAUGUAUAAAAUUCACAGACUGUCUUUAUCUUUCACUUUAAAUUUUAUGUCUAAACAAAGACUUUUUAGGAAAGUUUUAUAGUAUUAGCUGAGAUGCAGAUGAAGCAUUAAAAUAUGUGACUGUUACUUACCUAUACAUAGCUGUUUGUUGAUUUACAAAUAUUUAUUUUGAUUAUUUCAUCCACCGUUUUUGGAUAGUUCUUAUUUAUUUAAUACUUUUAUAUUUAA